AUGAGCAAAAGAAAGACAGGCAAGGUCCCCAGAGCACAAACAGUAUCCGAAAUUGAUUCAUAUUAUGCUCCUGUAAGCCUUGUCCAAAAAGAACGGGGAAAAGUGGCCAAAAUCUGCCCAUUUGAUGCCUCUGCCUUUUUGGGCCUGUUGGACGGCGAUGACAGCGACGAAAUCACUGAUGACGAGGAGGAUAACAUCAAGAUUCACGGUCAGAAAGCAAACUGGGAUAUCUAUUAUUUCAGAAGUCAUUUUGUCCAAAAAGAACAAGCAAAAAUGGUCCAAUCUUGCCCAUUCUUCGCACCCUUUUUGGGCAUUCCUGAUGAUUCUGGCGGUGCCAUCAAAUCAGUUUCCGAUGAUGAGGAAGACAAGGCCAUCCGAAAGGUCUCCAGCGCCCGAGCACCAUUUCCAAUGGACCUCCAAGAUGCUGUUGAGGAUAAACCUUUCCAGUAUUAUGCUGACAAAUUUGAAAGGUCCCCCAAACACACCUAUUGCGACAAUCCAACCCUUGGCGACCUACUAUUGCAAGGAAAGUGCUAUCUCUUCCAUCAGUCUUCUGUCGGUUGGCAGAUGCCUCAAUUUGAUUUCCCUUUAUGGAUGUUCAAAUGUUGGCAUCAUUCCCACGGACAAGUAGGCACAACACCACUGAUCUUCAGCCUCACCAUGCCAAGAUACAAACUACUGGCUCUGACCCUCUUUGCUUCUCCUUAG
Cylindrotheca closterium is the source of this 708-nucleotide messenger RNA. The record is from the annotation of a GenBank genome assembly. Lineage: Eukaryota; Bacillariophyta; Bacillariophyceae; Bacillariales; Bacillariaceae.